Carcharodon carcharias (great white shark) is the source of this 3917-nucleotide messenger RNA. RefSeq names its product hyaluronan synthase 2 (gene has2). Gene Ontology annotation, molecular function: hyaluronan synthase activity. Gene Ontology annotation, biological process: hyaluronan biosynthetic process; extracellular matrix assembly. Lineage: Eukaryota; Metazoa; Chordata; Chondrichthyes; Lamniformes; Lamnidae. The transcript has 4 exons. The record is from RefSeq and is a predicted model, not a curated record. Bases 225 to 1883 code for a protein of 552 amino acids.
GGCUGCUUUAUUUCUGCACGAACUCCGGUCGGUUUGAGAUCUGUAGGAGUUCCCUGAUGCAAGUACUCUGCACACAUCAUGAAGCACUGACUUUAUCCUGAAGACUUGAACAUUGAGAGAGAUCAGACUGUAGACCACACACACACGGGAGCCAACUGACCUUAAAAUACAGCAGAAAGGAGCGGGACAAACACCAAGCUCGCAGCAUCAAAAGAUAUUACAAGAUGCGGUGCAAGAACCUGACCUCCAUCCUGCGCAUCGUGGGGACAACUCUAUUUGGUCUUGCUCUUUUGCUGGGAAUCGCAGCCGCCUACAUCGUCGGAUAUCAGUUCAUAGCCACAGACAAUUAUUACUUUUCCUUUGGACUGUAUGGAGCAAUCCUUGCCCUGCAUCUCCUCAUUCAGAGCCUCUUUGCAUACUUGGAGCACCGGAAAAUGAAGCGAUCCCUGGAAACCCCCAUUAAGUUGAACAAGUCAGUGGCUCUGUGCAUCGCUGCCUUCCAAGAGGACCCAGAUUACCUGAGGAAGUGCCUGCUGUCUGUCAAGCGGCUGACUUACCCGGGGAUGAAUGUCAUCAUGGUCAUAGAUGGGAAUAGCGAGGACGAUCUGUACAUGAUGGACAUAUUCGGUGAGGUCAUGGGGAGGGAGCGGUCAGCCAGCUACAUAUGGAAGAGCAACUUCCACGAGAAAGGCCCGGGUGAGAGUGACGAGUCCCAUGGGGAGAGCAUGCAAUAUCUCACCAGGCUGAUCAGGUCCAACAAGAGCGUGUGCGUAAUGCAGAAGUGGGGAGGCAAACGAGAAGUGAUGUACACUGCGUUCAAGGCACUGGGGCGCACUGUGGACUAUGUGCAAGUUUGUGAUUCCGAUACGAUGCUGGAUCCCGCUGCAACCGUGGAGAUGGUUAAAAUUCUGGAGGAGGAUCCAAUGGUUGGAGGGGUUGGUGGUGACGUUCAGAUUCUCAACAAAUACGACUCCUGGAUUUCGUUCCUUAGUAGCGUCAGAUAUUGGAUGGCGUUCAACAUCGAAAGAGCUUGUCAGUCCUACUUUGGCUGUGUGCAGUGCAUUAGUGGUCCCUUAGGGAUGUACAGAAAUGAAUUACUCCAUGAGUUUAUGGAGGACUGGUACAAUCAGGAGUUCCUGGGCUCACAGUGUAGCUUUGGGGAUGACAGGCACCUGACGAACCGUGUACUGAGUCUAGGAUAUGCCACAAAAUACACAGCAAGAUCCAAAUGCCUGACUGAAACCCCAACACAAUACCUGAGGUGGUUAAACCAGCAGACCCGCUGGAGUAAGUCCUAUUUCAGGGAAUGGCUGUACAAUGCCCUGUGGUUCCACAAGCACCAUCUGUGGAUGACGUACGAAGCAGUAAUCACUGGAUUCUUCCCUUUCUUCCUCAUAGCCACUGUCAUCCAACUUUUUUACCGGGGAAGGAUUUGGAAUAUUCUUCUGUUUCUCCUCACUGUCCAGCUCGUGGGUCUUAUCAAGUCUUCCUUUGCGAGCUGCCUGAGGGGCAACAUUGUGAUGAUCUUCAUGUCUCUCUACUCAGUGCUCUACAUGUCCAGCUUGCUGCCGGCAAAGAUGUUUGCCAUCGCCACCAUAAACAAAGCAGGCUGGGGGACGUCAGGAAGGAAGACCAUUGUAGUGAACUUCAUUGGGCUGAUCCCGGUCUCAGUGUGGUUCAGCAUACUUCUGGGAGGGGUCAUGUACACGAUAUACAACGAGACCCAGGAUCCCUUCUCUGAUUCAGAGCUGACGGUUCUCAUUAUUGGGGCAGUCCUGUACGCCUGCUACUGGGUCUUGCUGUUAACUCUGUACGUUGUGCUGAUCACCAAAUGCUGCAGGCGGAGAAGCGAGCAGCAGUAUGAUAUGGUGCUCGACGUAUGAUGUUUACAUGUGCGCGUAUCGUUAUUAUUGACGCAUUACAAAAUGUCGAGCAUCUGGUGGCAUUAACAGGUGGUUGUCGCCAAAGGAUAUGAAUCAUUGCUGCUGUCACUUCAAGAAAUGCAAUAAGAGUUCAUACAGUUGUGCCAAAGAAACUAAAAUAUUUUUGAUCUGCCAUGCAAUUCAUGCUGAAGGAACCGAUGUGUGUGGAACAAUCGUGACCAUUUUGAUGUCUGCACUUUUUAUUCUUUCAUCAGGCAAAAUGCUUGAUGGUGUCUCGGAAUACCUCACUGGCAGUGUUUGUGGAUAGCGGGGUGAACCUUAACGUUAGAACUCUCGAAGCGAUUCUCUCGCCCACUUCUUCAUCGAACCUCAGCUGAUGUCUCUUCAAACCAAGCCAUAUUAACUGUGCGAAAGUAAAUGGGCCCCAACUAAACUUCCUCUUUCACAGCUACUGACUCUCAGUGCUGGAAGUUGACUUUUUUUUAAAAAUGUGUUUUUUCGGAACAUGAGGUCCGAGGCUCUAGUGUUUGUGUAAGUUUAUCUAUAUUUGUAUUUUCCUGGGAAACAGCAGACCGAAUUCUGCCUAUUUUAACGGUUGUUCGUUUUCUUUUUUAAAUAAUCAAACCAAAGAUUUAUCAUCAUUAUUAAACUUUACCUUGAAUGACUUAUGUGAAUACGUGAUGAAAAUGUGAAUUGUUGCAACAGCUGAUUUUAGACCAAUGACAAUUUUAACAUACUGCAGUAAGAAAUGUCCAGUGUCAACCAUGUGCCUCGGGUCAAAGACUAAAGUGGAAAUGGGGAGCAGAUUUGCAGCUCAUUCUGUCUUAGGUCUUUUUGCUUCUAAAGGGGUUAUUAUAUAGAUGGACAGGUCAGUGCUAGUUCCUUUUAGGGACUUCAUGCCAAGUUGGCAAGAAAACUCAAGAUCCCAUUGUUAGCAGCCACUUGACAUUGACUAGUCCGAGUGGGAUGAGUUUUAUUGGAUCUUGGGAAGUGCUUUAAGGUAGACUAAACACUCUACCUUAUGGGCAAAGGAAUUGGCGGGGGUAGUGGGAAGAACCAAAAAUAUUCUCCUUCACACCAUUGCAAGUGUGAUGUCCAUGGCCUGUUUAAAUCUACCCUUCCUUGCUGAAGCUAAGUGAAGAUACAAAAACAAAUCCUGUGGGUCAACUUCAUCCCAUUUUUGAUGCAUUUUCCAAAACCUUGGGAUUAUGAAUAGAAAAAUAAGGAUUAUUGAGGAAUAAUUUGCAAACCACUAUUAGAAAAAAAGCAUCAGUUCAGAAAAAUUAUGUGAGUGAUGUAUGGCAAGACUAGAAAGUUAAUAGAUGUAAUGCAGCCAAUCAAUUAUUGAACAACAUGCAUUUACUGAGUGGUUUGAAGAUUGCUACCUAGAGACUUGUUGGUUUUUCCAUCACCCCCCUCCCCAACCCAACAACCACCAAACUUCUGCGUGACAACUUGACAUUUCUACAGCACAUUUAUGGGCUUAACACACACAUAAUAGCAACUGAAAGUAUCGAAUGCUGAUAAUAACAUUUACAAAUUACUUUUUAAAAAAUGAGAUUCCCACAACCAUCCCUGGGGGAAAUAAAAUACACUUUGUGAACAAACUGCCAAAAGUGAGCAAGACACUCUAGUGAGAGGUGGAAUCCAUAGGUGUAUAUCUAGGAUUCUGAGUAAUAUUGCGUCUGAUGGACGUUGAAUUUUUGUUUACAUUUCCUGGUUAAAGUUGACUUCAUUUUCCGAAGUAAAUAGAAUGAAUGGUAACGUUUUUGAUGUAUUCAGCAUUAUUACGUUUUUCUUUGAAGGUAAUUCUUGACAUGGUAUUGCAAAUAAUAACCAAAAAUGUACAUGCAAGUCAUUAAAUCUCAUAAAUUUGCAAACGUUUAAAAGUCUUAUGUAGUCUAUAUCACUCCUUGUAGAAUGUUAACCCAGUUGCCUGUAUUUAUUUAAGCAAUGUUGCAACAUACUCCAAAAUACGGAUUGUAAUAGAUAAAGUUAUGAUUUCAACAUGAAUAAAUAUUUUUGAUAACACAA